Balaenoptera acutorostrata (minke whale) is the source of this 3522-nucleotide messenger RNA. RefSeq names its product ring finger protein 168 (gene RNF168). NCBI's taxonomy places the organism in Eukaryota, Metazoa, Chordata, Mammalia, Artiodactyla, Balaenopteridae. Gene Ontology annotation, molecular function: metal ion binding; ubiquitin-protein transferase activity; nucleosome binding. Gene Ontology annotation, cellular component: nucleus; site of double-strand break. The record is from RefSeq and is a predicted model, not a curated record. Bases 586 to 2364 code for a protein of 592 amino acids. The transcript has 8 exons. Gene Ontology annotation, biological process: protein ubiquitination; double-strand break repair.
GGUAGGUUCUCUAAGGUGGGAGGGGCCGUUUUGGCGGGCAGCUGUGACGUCACUAGCCCUUGUCGGUUUGCUAUAGCACUGCAGCCAAGAUUAGGCUUUUUGGCUGACCGAAGAAAGGCGAGGGGUGGGCUCAGAGCCCCGGGAGGUGCUCGCUCGCGGCCCCACAGCAGCGGUAAACUGGAGUCCCGCUCCAGCAGAGCCCGGCGUCCGGGCGGAAGCAGCGUUCUUCCUCGAGCGGUGGCCUGGCGGCUGCGCGCCUCGGCAGCCUCGGGCUUGGCUGCCCGGAACUAAGAGAGCAUCCUCACCUGGUAAGAGGGAGGAGGGGAACUUGAUGCGAGCCUCCUGUGGCGCCAGAGAGCCAGAGCCCACCGUCCGCCCUGCCGCAGCGGUUGUUAAUGCCUGGGAGCAGCCAAGGUUCAUUUGUUUUCUUUCCGGAUGUUUGUCUUAAACAUGGACAAACACACCGCCUUCCAGGGUCGUACUGUUUACCUGGCCAGCAGAACAUCUUUUUACUUCAAGACGUUUGAUGCUCCCAAUCUCUGAAUUCUGGUGUUGAUGUUGAAUAUGCCUUAUUAGCAUAUUAAAAUGGCUGUACCCAAAGACGCCAUCCCUUCCCUGUUGGAAUGCCAGUGCCAGAUCUGUGUGGAAAUCCUAAUUGAGCCUGUGACACUCCCUUGUAACCACACUCUCUGUAAACCAUGCUUCCAAUCGACUGUCGAAAAGGCAAAUUUGUGCUGUCCCUUCUGUCGCCGCCGGGUCUCUUCGUGGACUCGGUACCAUACCCGAACAAAUUCUCUUGUCAAUACGGAACUGUGGGAGAUAAUUCAAAAACACUAUCCAGAGGAAUGCAAGCUUAGAGCCUCUGGGCAAGAAUCAGAGGAAAUUGUUGAUGACUAUCAGCCAGUUCGCCUAUUAAGUAAACCUGGGGAAUUAAGAAGAGAAUAUGAAGAGGAGAUAAGCAAGGUGGAGGCAGAGAGACGAGCCAAUGAGGAAGAAGAAAACAAAGCCAGUGAAGAAUACAUACAGAGAUUACUGGCAGAGGAGGAAGAAGAGGAAAAGAGACAGGCAGAAAAAAGGCAAAGAGAGAUGGAAGAACAACUGAAAAGUGAUGAAGAGUUGGCAAGAAAGCUAAGCCUUAAUAUUAACAAUUUCUGUGAGGGAAGUAUCUUGGCUUCGCCCUUGAAUUCCGAAAAAUCUGAUCCAGUCACAACCAAGUCACAGAAGAAAAGUAAGAACAAACAAACAAACACUGGAGAUAUUCAGAAGUAUUUGUCACCUAAAUCUCAACUUGGGUCAGCAUCACAGUCUGAAGUUGUACAAGAAGAUAGGAGAGACUCUAUGUCUAAGGAAACUGACAGCAGUGAUGUGAAGAGCCCUACAUGGCAAGACACAGAAAUUGAGGAAGAUAUGCCAACACUUUCUCCUCAGAUAUGCCUUGAAGUUCAAGAACAAGGUGCACAAUCUUCAGUGGAGUCACCUAUGCCUCAGUUAUGUGCCAGUGGUAGAGAAUGGUGCCUUGAAGGAAAAGUCAAAACGAGACCAAGCAAUCAUGAAAAAGAGUUAUGUGUCAUAAAUCAUGAGGGACCUGAAGCCAGAGUUCCCUACUCUGGAGAAGCUGCAGUUAAGCCUUGUGGCAAAGCAGAGAGUCGGUGCACUGUAUCAGAUAUGACACAGAUAAUUAGAAAUAACACAGUUGAGACAGAAAAUGAAGAGUCUCACCUACUGAUCAGUAAAGAUAUCUCCAAAAGAAAAAACCAGGAAUCUUUGUCUGAAGCAGUCAGGGAUCCAUGCUUUUCUGCAAAAAGAAGAAAAAUGUUCCCCAAAGCUUCCUCAGACCAAGAAGAAACGGAAAUCAACGUUACCCAAAAACUGAUAGAUUUGGAAUGUCUACUUUUUGAGAGACAUAAACAAGAAGAACAGGACAGGUUAUUAGCAUUACAGCUUCAGAAAGAGGUGGAUCAAGAACAAAUGAGGCCAAACCGGCAAAAAGGAUCCCCAGAUGGAUAUCAGUUACGUGCUACGUCCUCACCUCCAGACAAAUUACUAAAUGGACAAAGGAAGAAUUCCAAAGAUAGAAACCUCAAAAGACAAACUGAUCUAGAGCAUCCAAAACCUAGGAGAGGCUCAAAAAAUGAAAAUUGGCAACCUUCUUUUAAGAUCCAGUUGAAACGUUCAGUUAAGGGAAGAAAGAUAACAAACUCUACUAGAGAUAAUUGUAAUGUACCUAAAACUCCUCAUUCCCUACAGCCUACAUGUGCCUAUUCUGAAUGCAGGACGAGAAUCAAGGCUGCUGCUGGUGAACAGAGAAAGCGGCAGAGCUCUUGGCCAUCUCAUGAAGCUGGAGUGACAGUAUUGGAGACUUGAGGGUCAUCAAACACAAGGUCGGUUUUCCCAUCAAGAUAACUGCAGUUUUGAAACUGUUCAGAGCAGAUGCUAAAAGGCUGAAAAUCUCUGAAAAGCAGAGAGGAGUUGUCAUCAGGCUCACACUGCUGGUGAAACAACAGAGUUCAGGACCUACCGGGCAAGGAAGCCUGUUGAACACACCAGGGCCUCAAUUGAAAGCCCUAGCACAGAAGUCUGCAAACUGCAUCUCAGGGGCCAAAUCUGCAUGCCACCAAUAUUUGUAGGGCCUGUGAGCUAAGAAUGGUUUUAAAUGGCUCUUCGAUUCCUUAGUUCACAUAUAAGGAAUUGAACGAUGGGACUAGUAAUUUGUGCCUGAGUUUUGGACACCAAAACAAGGGCAUGUAGUGCAGGAGGGAAGAAAGAAUAAUUUUCUUCUUAACUUGGUCUCUAUCGGUUAAUCUCACUUUCUUAAUCUGUAAAUGGGAAUCAAUGUAACCAAGAGUUGCUAUCAAGAGUUAAGGGUAGUGGGACUUCCCUGGUGGUCCAGUGGUUAAGAAUCUGCCUUCCAAUGCAGGGCACACGGGUUCGAUCCCUGGUCGGGGAACUAUCCCACAUGCUGCGGGGCAAGUAAGCCCGUGUGCCUCAAUGAAAGAUCCCGCAUACCGCAAGAAAGAUCCUGUGUGCCGCAAGUAAGACCCGACACAGCCUAAUAAAUUAAUUAAUUAAUUAAAAAACGAAAGAGUUAAGGGAAGUAAUAGAGCACCUGGCACAGGCCUUGACUCAAAAAAGAACCUUAAUAAGUGAUUUGGGAGAGUUUCACUUUAUCCAGUGACUUUGUGUACCGUAAGUACCCACGUGUGGCAUCCAGUAAAUUGCAAAGUUACCUUUUGUCUACUCAUGAAGACUACUCACCUCUCCCCUACCAGAUGUAUCUACAGCUCCGUGUCACAAGAGACCCCUGCCCAUAAGUUCCCCUGUGUCACAGUUCCCAGAUUGCAAGAGACUUCAGCCUCAGAAAAAACCAUUUCUCAGAAAUAUUUUGUGGCUUCCUCAAAUUCCUAUACAAGUUCUACACAUUUGGUAUGCAUAAAGGUUUGUCAAUCACUACAAACUUUGAAAUGGGGAGUUGAGCCACUACUGUAUGUUUACCCAUAUCUUAAUUCCUGUGUAAAGAUCUUA